This is a messenger RNA of Kluyveromyces lactis, 228 nucleotides long. RefSeq lists its product as uncharacterized. Lineage: Eukaryota; Fungi; Ascomycota; Saccharomycetes; Saccharomycetales; Saccharomycetaceae. The transcript has a single exon. The coding region runs from base 1 to 228 and encodes 75 amino acids. The record is from RefSeq and is a predicted model, not a curated record.
AUGUUUAUUAGACUACUACGAGCUGGAAAAGAGCACGCAACAACAGCUAGAAGAGUUGUAUAUGCUUCGGGACACCAUGUCGGUGAAUCGUGGACGAAAUCAGAAACAAGGAGAUUGGCUCCAAAUUUGAUCACUUAUGCGUUGUUCAUUGGAACAAUGGUCACUUGGCCUUAUUGGGUCAAAGAAUAUUCUUAUGUAACGCAUGGUAAGCCAAACUGGUCGCCAUAA